This is a messenger RNA of Capsicum annuum, 1206 nucleotides long. Its product is annotated as putative pectinesterase 11. Lineage: Eukaryota; Viridiplantae; Streptophyta; Magnoliopsida; Solanales; Solanaceae. The record is from RefSeq and is a predicted model, not a curated record. The transcript has 5 exons. Gene Ontology annotation, molecular function: pectinesterase activity. Gene Ontology annotation, biological process: cell wall modification. Bases 97 to 1158 code for a protein of 353 amino acids.
UAACAUAUUUCUUAAUUAAUUUACUACUAUUAACUUUAUUCUCUCUUGCACCCCCAUCGAGACCGGUGUUUAAUUAGUUUGAAGAAUUAAUUGCACAUGGAUACUGCUUCAUUGAUAAUCCAUUUUCAUGUUAUAUUAGUUCUCCUCAUUUGUUGUAAUAUUUCAUAUAAUAAUUUAACCAUGGCUGCCAAUGACUCUAAUACUUUAGGAGGACCUACAAAUUUCUCAACGGCCAUUUUAAUUAGAGUCGACCAAUCAGGUCAAGGAGAUUUCAAGAAAAUUCAAGAUGCUAUUGAUGUUGUUCCAUCGAAUAAUUCUGAACUCUACUUUAUUUGGAUUAAGCCAGGGACUUACAGGGAGAAGGUUGUGGUGCCAGCUGAUAAGCCAUUCAUCACGUUGAGCGGAACAAAGGCUUCAAACACCAUAAUUACAUCCAGUGAAGGUGGAGAUACUACUGAAUCUCCUACCCUAACUAUAUUAGCCUCCGAUUUUGUUGCAAGAUAUUUAAUAAUUCAGAAUUUAUUCGGAAGGAGUGGCAAAGCAGUGGCACUAAAGGUAAAAGGAGAUAGGGCUGCGUUUUAUGGUUGUAGAAUUCAAUCGUACCAAGACACUUUGUUAGACGAUGCUGGCAGGCAUUAUUAUAGUAACUGUUACAUUGAAGGGGCUGUUGAUUUUAUUUAUGGAAACGGAGCUUCUCUGUAUGAAAGGUGUCACAUUCAUUCAGUAGCGGCAGGGGCAAUCACAGCUCAAGGCAGAAACUCCCCUUUAGAAAAUACAGGAUUUACAUUUUUGGGUUGCAAGAUAACAGGGACAGGAGGGAACACUUCAUUAGGAAGGCCAUGGGGUUCGUAUUCUAGAGUGGUUUUUGCCUAUACAUAUAUGGCCAGUAUCAUACAGCCAGAGGGAUGGAAUGAUUGGGGAGAUUCUACCAAGCAAAGCACUGCAUACUACGGUGAAUACAAGUGUUAUGGACCAGGGGCUAACAGAUCAAAUAGGGUGGGUUGGUCACGUAGCCUAUCGAACGAGGAUGCCGCACCAUUUCUAACCAAGAAUAUGAUCGGCGGGCGAAGUUGGUUAAGACCUGCACCUACCCAUUACAAGAGAUCAGGCUCAGGCUCAGGCUCAACAAAUAUUGUCACUCCUACUGGAGAAAAUUAAAAUCGAAACUAUUCUAAUUACAGUCAUUCAUUAGUUAAUAUCAAUUUC